UACUUUUACAAUUACAAAGGGAAAAAAAAAACACAAAAUGGCUACUUUUGGUUUAUUUUCAUAAACAAAUGAGCAAUGUAGAAAGUCAUCCCAGUCUUGAGCACAGAGCCUCAGACUUUGGUUUUAUUCUGAUAGUCCAAGGGCUACUAAACCAAUCAGCACUAUGCCAAAAAUGACCAUGACCAAGGCUUCUAAAGGCAACGCCAAGCAGUUCCCUGUGAAAGUCUUCACUAUGGAUGCUGAGCUGGAGUUCAAAAUUGAGCCCAAAACUACUGGUAAAGAGCUCUUUGAUUUGGUGGGCAGAACAAUUGGUCUUCGAGAAACAUGGUACUUUGGCUUGCAGUAUGUUGAUUCUAAAGGCUAUGUAGCUUGGUUAAAACUGGAUAAGAAGGUAUUGGAUCAGGGUGUAUCAAAAGAAUCUCAAAUACAGUUUACUUUUCUAGCCAAGUUUUACCCAGAAGAUGUAAUGGAGGAACUUAUUCAAGAAAUUACCCAGCAUCUGUUCUUUCUGCAGGUGAAACAAUCAAUUCUAAACAUGGAUAUUUACUGUCCGCCUGAGGCCUCAGUGUUACUGGCAGCAUUUGCUGUUCAAGCUAAAUAUGGAGACUAUGACCAGUCGACGUAUCAACCUGGGAUGUUAGCAUCGGAUGAUCUUUUACCACAGAGAGUAUUGGACCAGUACCAGAUGACCCCUGCCAUGUGGGAAGAAAAAAUUCAGUUUUGGUAUGCCAAGCGCCGUGGGAUGACUAGUGAUGAAGCAGAAAUGGAAUAUCUUAAAAUAGCACAAGAUUUGGAAAUGUACGGUGUCAACUAUUUUCAAAUAAAGAACAAAAAAAAUACAGAUCUGUGGAUUGGAGUUGAUGCCAGAGGAAUUGGAGUGUAUGACAGAGACAACAGAUUGCUGCCAAUUGUGGCAUUUCCCUGGAGUGAAAUAAAAAAUAUCUCCUUUAAAGAUAAAAAGUUCAGUAUAAAGCAUGUGAACAAGAAGGAACCGGAUUUUGUUUUCUAUGCACCGAAGCCAAGAAUUAACGAACUAAUACUAGAGCUGUGUGUUGGCAACCAUGAGUUGUUCAUGAGAAGAAGGAAGCCAGACUCCAUGGAGAUACAACAGAUGAAAGCCCAAGCUGCAGAAGAGAAAGCUAGAAAACAGAUGGACAGAUCUAGACUAGCCAAAGAGAAACAGCUGAGGGAGGAAGCACAGAGGGAGAAAGAGGAACUGGAGAGAAGGUUGAUGGCCAUGCAGGAAGAAACCAGACAAACUCAAGAAGCCUUGAUACGAUCUGAAGAAACAGCUGAACUCCUGCAUGAGAAAAUGACUGUGCUGGACGAAGAAGCGAGGCUUCUGACACAGAAGGCAGCCGAGGCUGAGGCUGAGAUGCAAAGAAUCAAACUCACAGCAAUCAAAACAGAGGAAGAGAGGCUCUAUUUAGAACAGAGAGCCAGGGAUGCUGAAAUAAUUGCCACUGCUGUGAUUGAAGAUUCAGAACGAAGAGCCACAGAGGCAGAGCAGUUGAGAGAACAAUUGAAGAGGGCACAGAUGGCUGAAAAAGCAGCAAAAAGGAAACUACUAGAGAUUGCUCAGGGAGAAUAUGCCAAUACCUUUAUGCUGCCUGUGGUGACUUCAGACUUGACCUCGCCACUACAUCUUGCGGAACCAAUGGCCUACUUGAACUCAGAGUUGUUUUCUGGAAACAUUGACCAAUUGAACUUGGAGAUGGAGAAAGAAAAGCGAGAAUAUAUCACCAAGAGUAAGACACUGCAAGAUCAGCUGCAAGAUCUCCGAGCAGAAAUAGAGGUUUUGAAAGUGAGCGAAAGGGCCAGCACUCUGGACAGGCUUCAUGAUGAAAGUAUACAGAGGGGAGACUCCAAAUACUCCACUCUUCGAAAGGUGACAGCUGAUUCUGCUAAGGCUCGAGUUGCUUUCUAUGAAAAGUUGUAGCAGAGAGUGAUGGGAUGUGUCUGUGCUUAUUAACUUCCCAGACACAAAAUUCUACUCAGGUAAAUCAGCGUAUAGUUCGAGGAAAAAUUAUGCGAAACAUUUGUAUAAGAGAAAUGUC
Biomphalaria glabrata is the source of this 2057-nucleotide messenger RNA. Its product is annotated as merlin-like. The transcript is spliced from 17 exons. Gene Ontology annotation, molecular function: actin binding; cell adhesion molecule binding. NCBI's taxonomy places the organism in Eukaryota, Metazoa, Mollusca, Gastropoda, Planorbidae. Gene Ontology annotation, cellular component: adherens junction; plasma membrane; apical part of cell. The record is from RefSeq and is a predicted model, not a curated record. The coding region runs from base 164 to 1939 and encodes 591 amino acids. Gene Ontology annotation, biological process: positive regulation of protein localization to early endosome; regulation of organelle assembly; regulation of gliogenesis.